Molecule: messenger RNA, 1275 nt
Organism: Chanos chanos (milkfish)
Lineage: Eukaryota; Metazoa; Chordata; Actinopteri; Gonorynchiformes; Chanidae
Gene: panx1b
Product: pannexin 1b
Exons: 6
Coding region: 1-1275 (424 amino acids)
Biological process (GO): cell-cell signaling; monoatomic cation transport; positive regulation of interleukin-1 production
Cellular component (GO): plasma membrane
Molecular function (GO): wide pore channel activity
Source: RefSeq, a predicted model, not a curated record
AUGGCAAUUGCUCACGUUGCGACAGAAUAUGUUUUCUCUGAUUUUUUAUUGAAAGAACCGAGUGAAUCGAAAUACAAAGGCGUGCGGCUUGAACUAGCUGUGGAUAAACUGGUCACAUUUAUUGCCGUCGGACUUCCAUUGUUACUUAUCUCACUUGCAUUUGCCCAGGAGGUGUCUGUUGGAACACAGAUCAGUUGUUUUGCCCCAACUAACUUCUCGUGGAGACAGGCGGCGUAUGUGGACUCAUUCUGCUGGGCGGCUGUGCAGAAACAGCCAACAGAGCCAGACAACAGACCCCUCUGGCUCCAUAAGUUCUUUCCGUAUAUUCUGCUCUUAGUGGCUAUUCUCAUGUACAUCCCUGCUGUUUUUUGGCGCUUUACUGCGGCUCCUCUUCUCUCCUCUGACCUGAACUUUAUUAUGGAGGAGUUGGAUCGCUGUUAUAACCGUGCCAUCCGUCUGGCUAAGAGCUUAGCAUCCAGCCUGGACCCCAAAGACUCAUCAGAGGAUCCCCACAGUGCACUGGAGCUGACGGAGGGCUGCUUCAAGUACCCUCUAGUGGAGCAGUAUCUGCAGACCAAGCAUUUUUCUCGUGGUUUGGUGCUGAAAUACUUGCUCUGUCGUGGCUUGACUCUGCUCACGCUGCUGCUGGCUUGCCUGUACCUGGCGUACUAUGUGCGUCUGGCUUCUCUGAGCGACGAGUUCUCCUGCGACAUGCGCACGGGGGUCCUGCUGAACCGCAGCGACGUCCCCGAGGCCGUGCAGUGCAAGCUGGUGGCUGUGGGUGUGUUCCGACUGCUCAGCUACAUUAACCUGGUCGUGUACCUGCUGCUGGUGCCCGUCGUCGUGUAUGCUGCGCUGGCGCCCACGCGACAGAACUCCCGUUUCCUUCGACCCUACAUGAUCUUGCCCGGCUUUGGUGUCCUGGACUUGACCACGGGCUUGUACGAUGACCUCAGUGUUUACUUGCUCUUCCUGAAGGAGAAUCUGAGCGAGCUCAAAUCUUACAAGUGCCUGCAGGUGUUGGAGUUACUGCGGGAGCGAGGGGGAGAGGCUUUUGACACCAUGUGUUUGCUGAGGACACUGGGCCAGGUUAAGACAGAGGUGGUAGAUGGAAAACCAGCAUCUGUUAUUAAGGGCAACAAACAACCAGUAAAGACAGGAGAGGAGGAUAAUGCUUCUGAGCUUAAAGAUGUCUCUACAGUGCUGCUAGAAGAUGAAAAACAGAAGGAUAAACCGUGCAGUUGUGGGAAGAACGUGCGACAGAGGGUGGUUUGA